This is a messenger RNA of Penaeus indicus, 3492 nucleotides long. Its product is annotated as SET domain-containing protein 9-like. Lineage: Eukaryota; Metazoa; Arthropoda; Malacostraca; Decapoda; Penaeidae. The record is from RefSeq and is a predicted model, not a curated record. The transcript is spliced from 2 exons. Bases 250 to 1836 code for a protein of 528 amino acids.
CAGUACAAGCCUAUGUGACCUUAAGGAAGAGUUAUGUUCAAAAAGCUGUCAUCCAUUUGGCAGUCAUACAAGUACCGAUUUGUGCCAUGGAUUGCUUUGAAUCUGAAGAAGAGACACGUCACCAUAUCCAUUUCUUGUGAAUGAAGGACAAGACAAGUGGGGCUGUGACAUACUAUAGUAUAUGAAUUCUCUUGAGUCCUUUCUGAAGUGUUUUAUUUUUUUAGCCUCUGAGGAAAUCUACCAGAAACAAUGCCACCCUUUAAGCCUUUUCUUUCUCUGACCAACAUAUGUAUUGAAUGGGUGUUACAGUGGCUCGCUAGGAAUGUCAGGCGGCUAGGAGCACCAAAGGAGCGCCUGAAACAGCGGGAAUACAUAACAGCAAACCUCAAUUCCAAUAUCAGACAGAGGCUUCUCAACAUCAUUUUCCAACAGCACAUGUACAAGUGGGAUCUGUCAAGCAAAUGCCUGAUACUGGAGCUGUUGGGAGACCGUAGUACUCAGAUCGUUGACUUCACAAAAGGAGGCUAUGGCUUUGUAGAUGAGGUAUGGCACUUCUACCGCACGCUUACCAUUGGCUUGAUGGUCAAUCUGACUAAGAUUGGUGUGACCUGCGACUUGAAGACAGAGUCAGACAAGAAGUAUUUAGCAGACAUUAAUCACACUUUCUAUCGAAUCUUCAGUCAGAUGAAGAACUUGCGAUGGGUGAUUCUGAAGGGGGUUGCUGACACAGUACUUCUUGGGAUGAUGGGGACAAAUUGUCCUUAUCUUGAGUAUCUAGAUGUCAGUGGGUCCUAUAAGGUUGAUGAUGAGUCUGUAGCAAACCUUCUGCUGAAAGAUCCUUUAUCUGUAGAGGGCAAAAAUCUGCAAAAGCUAAGCCUACAGGAUAUCCCAACACAACCUUGUGCCAAGAACUUAAAGUAUGUUUGUUUGAGUGAGACUAAUGUGAGUCUAGUAAGUGCUGUUAUUCUUUUGCAUUAUGUCCCCAAACUUCAAUCGUUUGGGGGAGACAUUCAUGCAGGUUCCAUAAGCAGUGUCAUGGAAGUAUUGCAGCCAGAGGAAGGUCACAUGACUUUCCAGCUAAAAGAAUUGUGGGAUGCAAGGAUCCUACCACACCAUGCAUCUCUUAUGAACAUAAUGUGUCCUCAUCUCACCUGCCUCAACACUGAUGCUUCCUCUCUUAACUGCCUUCAUAUUCUCAGCUCCAUCUCAUCCCUCACUCUCUGCCUUUACUACCGUAAUUUUGUGAAUGAGAUAUAUGACUAUCUCCUCGGUAAUGGAGAGAACUUGAAGAAGCUCAUACUUGUAGACCACAUCAAUUGCUGCCUUGAUCUGUCAUGGCUGGUGGGACUCACACCCAACUUAGAGCAUUUAGAAUCUUCUGUAGACUUGCUAGAAGGAACAGAGAUGUCAGACUGGCCACUCUUAAAGUUUGCACGGGUAACUGUUGGGACUUCCAAGGCCCUCCUAGCUCUUUUGACCAAAGCACCUGAAUUGAGAGAACUGGAUAUCACCUUUGUAAGAGAGCCAUACCAAGAGACCUUUGAGUGCAUCAACGAUGACCUAAUCGUCUACGCAGUAAUUGAAGAUGGCCUUAGAAAAUUACACAAGCUAAAGAUUAAUGAGUGUGCCAUUGGCUUGAAAGGAAUAGACUGUCUGCUCUUGCACUGCCCUGACUUGUGCUACCUAGCCCCUCUUGCCUUCUGGCAUGGGCUCUCUAAUCAGGAUUUGCACUCCCUCAUUCAGCGAAUCAAGGAGAAUAACUGGCAGCUCAAGCUUAUUAUGCGCACAGACUGGGAGGAUGGCCAAGAACUGCGGAAGAUUUUAAAGGCUUCUUGAUAUUCAUGAAAUUUACUAAUUAGUGAUUAGUAAAUACCUCUACCUUCAUGUGUUGGUUCAAAAAGUCUUAAGGUGAUUUCUGUAUGUGUUAUAAGAGUUCAUUCUGGAUUAAAGUUAAUCCAAAUUCACAGUACUUGCACAGAAGAUGCAAGACACACUACCAGCUGCACAAAUCAGUGCGACUAUCAGUAAAUCUGUUGUUUUACAUGAAAAAGCAGGUAUCUGUGUAAUGGCAAUUAGCAUUCACCCUCUACUAGUUUCAUAUUAUAUGCUAAUGCCGAUAAGGAAACAUUUGCUAGAGACGAAAUAUGUAUAUAUAUACAGAUAUAUGCUAGUAUUAUAUCAUGCCAAUGUACAUCUGUUAGUAUAAAUAAAAUUAUAUAAAUGGCUUCAAGUAGCCUAUAAAUAUUAUACACAACCAAAAUGAAGGUGUCAAACAAAAAUAUGGUACUCAUAAUAUCAAUUUAUAAUCCCAGGAGUUUUCUCAGUGAGUUCUUUCCAGUGUUUGAUUGCAGGGCAUGGGUAGGGUAGUUUUCAAGGGUGUUGCUAGCGAGGAUCAUGAUAACAAAUGUCCAUGCGGUUUUGAAGUCUAGUUUAAAGAAUCAGAAAGUUUGUACUUUAUAUCUAAAAUCUAAUUGUGAUGUUUUCAAAAGCCCCCUCUCGUUUGAUUAAUAUAUUGCAUAAGUUGGGAAUAUUUUUUCCAAUUGGGAAGUAACAUUGCCUUUUCUGAGUCUGUAAACUCUGAAAUUCUCAAUAGGAUAUUCUUUUUGUUUUCCCUUUCAAUGUUGAGAGUUAUGCCUGCAGUUUGAAUAUCCCACAACUUAUAGAAAUAUAUACUGAUGAAUUUUCACAUACAUCUUUGACAUGAAAUCUUUUCUAUGGAGUUGAUGCCGCAUGUGCAGGAUUAAACUUUAAGCUCAAAAGUGAAACCUGGUCUGGAGAUGAUCUAAAUUUAAUCCUGGACGCUGCCAUUGCAUACGUGCAUUAGAGAUCUGGCUUAAACUUAAAUACUGGAUUAACUUUUAUGGCACGUACAGAAGACAUCCAUAUUUAACCCAUUGCCGCCGGGGAAAACGAACAAAAAAUGGGGAGAAUACUGUACUUAUUUUUUAUAUUUUUGUGAAAUAUCUCUGUCCAUAGAUGGCUCUGCUAGUCCUGAUUUCACCUUUCCAUGAAUUGGCGGGAAAAAAUGUAUUCUUAUUAGUACUAUAAAUAUAGACGGUGUUAUUUUUAACAGCAAAUUAGGAUAACAUUAAAUAUUUUCGUAAAUCGAUGAAAAGGGUGAACAGGCGAGACAUGCAGUUCUCGUAAUUGGCUCAUUGGAUACUUAGUACAAGUGUAGCCAUCUACGUAUAAAAACAAUCAAACAAGUUGACUCAAAGUGGGAAUGGCAUGUACGUACAUGCCAUUCCCGGCGGCAAUGGGUUAAAAGUAUAUAGUCCUUGAAAAUCGUAUUAUCUUCCUCUCCAUAUAUUUUUUUUCUUCUAUUUCCUUUUCCAUCUCUUUAUCUUCUACUUCUACCUACUCUUCCUACUCUUCUGCCUCUUCUUCCUCAUUUUCCUUUUCAUCUAACUUCACUUCCUCCUCUUCCUCUUCCCCUCCUCUUCUUCUUCUUCUUCUUCUUCUUCUUCUUCUUCUUCUUCUUCUUCUCCUCCU